UGGAAACUUGGUAAACUGCUGUAAUUUUGUUGCUCUGGAGUUCUGUGGCCAUACCACAGAUUUCUUCAUGUCUCAUACCACGGAUUUCUUCAUUCCCCAGCGUACAGCAUAGCCUGCUGCAGCCUGCAUGAGAAAUGGGACAAGUGUGCUUAGCUGUGAGUUGGAUCCACUAUAAUAAGAUUAUCCCAGAGCUACACAGACCUCAGCAAGCAGCUAUUUUAAGCAGGGAAUAGCAGAGAACAAGAGCAAACAGCCGCAAAAUAUGUCCAGCUGUCUCCCUUUCUAGAAUUCCAGCAUGGAAAGUGUUGCUGUGGUGUGCAUACUGUGAGCCUCAGUGUUCUUUCCACUCUGCCCAUGAGUGCAUCAGCCGCCCAACGCAUUGAGCAGCAAUGCCAGACCAAGUCUGCCACAGAGGGACCCAUGUUCAGCUGGGAAAUCUUGUGCAUCACUGGGGUAUGGUCAUUGCCACCCCCUGCCCACUUCAGAAUGACCUGGGACUUGUGCUAAACCUGCUGGACUGACAGAAGACUCAGCAGAGAGCCUGGCUUGGCUUCUCACAGAUUAAACUCCUUCACACCACUGGUCAUGGCUUUGUGGCUGAAAGGAAAUUUUUUUUGGCUGUAUCUGUGCAAAAGUUUUAUACUAUCGAAUACUGAAAAAAAGAGAAAGUAACUAUGUUUGAACUCCUUUUUUUCAUUUUAUUCACCCCUGGAGUCAGUGAAUUCAUUUGUACAUCAUCAGAUCUUGAAAUGUCAUAUACUUUCUGUGAUUCUACAGCUCAUGCUUUCAUGUUUAAUCUGACACCUUGCAGCACGAUGAACAAAUCUGUCUGGAAGGCUGAUCUUACCUGGAUUCCAAGAAGUGACAUCCACUUUUUGAAGAUUGUCUUCAAUGUCUGGUAUGAUGGUGCUAAAGCACUCCUCUGGAAAGAACUCCUCUGCAGCGGAGCUGAUGAUGAAUACUCAGUGUGCGGAACGCUGAAAGGAGAAACACUUGCAUCAGCAUUUGAUAUUAAAGGCUCAAGAACAGCAUUUCCAAAGGGCAAUUAUACUAUUGUUGUGCAAGGAUUCUCUGAUGAUUCUGAGAGUAAUAUGCUCAUAUGCUUGAAUUUCACCAUGAUAGUAAAACAAGACACUUUCUGAGGGCAACAAACUUCUCAAGUAAUUCCAGAAUAUGGAGGUCACUUCUGUGGGCAACUGGAAUCCAAGCUGUGGAGUAAUAUGCACACUGAAUUUCCUGAGGCAGAAUACAUCAUGUGCUGUCUGGGAAGCUAUAAGAUAUAGUCUUUCUCAUUUGCAGCACAGCCAUAAUCUGUUGCUCAGCCAAUGUGCCCAAAAUUUCUGGGAAUCAAGCAUCCUGAUUAAUCCACAGAAUUACCCUGACUGGAUGUCAGGCUGGUCUUGCAUUUUGGUGCUGUGCCUUGAGUUACAAUAAAGUUCAGUGCUUCAGGCUGAGCUAAAGUAAUCAAGAAGUUUUGAAGUUUUGAAGUGCCAGAAUCAGAAGUUCAUCAGUAUUCAAUUUAAAAUAACACAGCAAUUGAAUUUGGGAACCCUGCUGUGAGGUGGUGGGGGGUGUUUUUUUGGUUUGUUUGGGUUUUUUUUUCCUUUUCUUGUAACAA
Molecule: messenger RNA, 1618 nt
Organism: Pyrgilauda ruficollis (rufous-necked snowfinch)
Lineage: Eukaryota; Metazoa; Chordata; Aves; Passeriformes; Passeridae
Gene: LY96
Product: lymphocyte antigen 96
Exons: 7
Coding region: 675-1142 (155 amino acids)
Biological process (GO): innate immune response; toll-like receptor 4 signaling pathway; detection of lipopolysaccharide
Cellular component (GO): lipopolysaccharide receptor complex
Molecular function (GO): lipopolysaccharide binding; Toll-like receptor 4 binding; lipopolysaccharide immune receptor activity
Source: RefSeq, a predicted model, not a curated record